This is a messenger RNA of Knipowitschia caucasica, 207 nucleotides long. NCBI's taxonomy places the organism in Eukaryota, Metazoa, Chordata, Actinopteri, Gobiiformes, Gobiidae. The record is from the annotation of a GenBank genome assembly.
AUGCCUGGAGGCUGGGGGUUACCUAGAUUCAUCCUGCCCACGCCACGCACUCCUCUCCUGUCCUGGGGCAUCUCCACUCCUCAUGCUAUGCGUAUAUUCCCUGGCGUCCAGGCGCUGGCAGCCGCUUUGUUUUCCGUCGGGCAGCGUUACUCUCCCGCUCCUGUCAUCACGCAUUCCCUGUCCCAACAUACCACUACACCUGGAUGA